Messenger RNA from Ambispora leptoticha, 1596 nucleotides. Lineage: Eukaryota; Fungi; Glomeromycota; Glomeromycetes; Archaeosporales; Ambisporaceae. The record is from the annotation of a GenBank genome assembly.
AUGUCGACAGUCAGAAAAGUUUUCUCAGAUGCAUUGAAAAAUCGGAUUCGCCGGCCCAGUUUGUUUUCAAAAUUAAUAACCGCAGAGGAUCUUAUCUCAAGUGGAUAUUUUAAAGAUGGAAUGCGAAUGGGAUGGUCAGGAUUUACAGGUGUUGGAUACCCAAAAGAAAUACCCGUAGCUUUAGCGAAUUAUGUCGAAACAAAUAAUCUUCAAGGCCAACUAAAAUUUGAACUAUUUAUCGGAGCUAGUGUUGGCUCGGAAACAGAAAAUAGGCAAAAUGGGAUGAUAUCACGCCGUUAUCCAUAUCAAGUUGGAAAAGACAUUCAACGAGAGAUUAAUUUGAAUCACAUAAAGUUUGCAGAUAAACAUCUUUCGGAAUUUCCACUGGAUUUGGUUUCCGGAUACUACACACUAGAGAAAAGAGGAGACACAAUGGAACAUCUUGACGUAGUAAUAUGCGAAGCCACUGCAAUUACCGAAGAAGGCAACAUCGUGCCUGGUGCAUCUGUUGGCGCAACACCGGAAAUUGUGCAAUCAGCACGUGAGAUUAUUAUUGAAGUGAACACGGUUUUGCCAAAUUUCGAGGGUCUACAUGAUAUCACUCUUAGUAAGUUUGCGCCAUACAAAUUUCCGAAUUUGAUUCAGAGAGUUGAUGACCGUGUUGGAGUGCCAUAUAUCCAACUUGACACUGACAAAGUUGUAGCUAUCAUUGAAUCAAGGCAUAAUGACAAUACGACAGAAAGUGAAUCAAAAGAUGAAACAUCAAGGGCAAUCGCUGGACACAUCCUCGACUUUUUUGAACACGAAAUAAAAAUGGGUCGUAUGCCGAAACAAUUAUUACCAUUACAAUCUGGUGUUGGAAAUAUCGCUAACGCUAUUAUUGGUGGUCUGGCGGAUGGUCCGUUUGUGGAUGUAGAAGUAUGGACUGAAGUUAUUCAAGAUACUUUCCUCGACUUCUGGGAACACCACAAACUAAAAUUUGCAUCGGCAACUAGUGUCGCAUUCUCGCCGACCGGAUUCCGACGGUUCUAUGAAAUGUGGGAAGAGUUGAAAGAUCGAUUGGUGUUACGGAACCAGACCGUUAGUAAUUCACCAGAAAUUAUUCGACGGUUAGGCGUAAUUGCUAUGAAUACUCCAAUCGAGUUCGAUAUAUACGGACAUGCAAAUUCUACACAUGUAAAUGGAUCAAGAAUUUUAAAUGGUCUUGGUGGUUCCGGUGACUUUUUACGGAAUGCGAAAUUAAGUAUAAUGCAUACACCUUCAGUGCGACCGACAAAGAAGGAUCCCACAGGAAUAUCAUGUAUAGUUCCAAUGUGCUCACACGUAGAUCAUACUGAACACGACCUUGAUGUCUUUGUCACCGAACAAGGUCUAGCCGAUGUUCGAGGGUUGUCACCAAUCGAGCGUGCACGUUCAAUCAUUAAACAUUGCGCGCAUCCCGACUACCAGCCAAUCUUGAACGAUUAUUUGAACCAAGCCGAAAAGAAAUGCAUGGCUAGGAUAGCAGCGCAUCAACCGCAUAUGCUUGAUCGCGCGUUUAAGAUGCAUUUAAAUAUGAUGAGCGAGAAUGAUACGAUGAAAAUUGAUAGUUGGUAA